AUUUCACCAUAUAUAGAGGUGGCUUUUGUCUAGUUCAGAAAAAUUUUAGAUUUUUGGCCUUUUGGAGAGCAGCUCCAGCUGCAAUGCUAGCAUCCCGCAGUAAAUAGCUUCAUGAAAGUUGCUAGUUUAUGUCAAGGGAAUAGCAACACCCAGUUUUCAGGAACAAGGUAUUACACAAUAUUUACUUAAGAUUAUACACCGGGAAGCACAGAACUUUCACACAGGUGUACAUUAUCCUCACUGUGAACGAACAAAUUCUGAGUGAGACAUGAGCCAUACAAGGGGUUCCGGCUAAACUUCUGCCAAAACACGUGCCCACACUGAGCUCAGGUCCGGAACCGCUCACCGAAAGCCCUGCUACUACCUCAUAGCUCGCAGGGCCGACACAGAGCCGUUCUGUCUGUCCCCACGGCAGCAGCAGGACAGAAACACAGCCUGUGCACAUGCUGAACUCGGCACCGCCACGGCCUCCCCUCGCAGCGCUGCCCCCGCGCAGCCUCCAUGCCAGGAGGAGGCGCCGGGAGGCACCGCAGGCCCCGUCCCGCCUCCAUCCGCUGUGGGGCGGUUUGUGUGUUCAGCCCUGAGUUACAGGGGUACAGCCGGAAACAAAACUAAAACCAUCAUCCUGCCUCCCCCCUCCCCCCGGCUCCGGCCCGGCGCUGGGCAGCCAGCGGGCCGGUACCGCCCCAGCUCCUCCCUGCUCCAAAUGCCGGACCUGUUUGCUGUAGAGACCUCCCCGACGCGUCUGGCAGAGAAUGAGUUAAUGUAAUCACUGGAAAAUCCUGGAUGGAAACCAAUGUGUGCUGGAUCAGUGAUCUGGCAAUGGCCAAAUGCCAGUUUUCCCGUGUUGUUGUGAACAGUUUUACGUACAGAACUGCCUUUGUAGAAAUGCACCUAGUUAAGAAUGAACACAAGAGAAGUGCUGUGGUAGACACAGGCUUCAUGUCAUGUUGGUUUCCAGUUUAAAAACCAGUAGGCCAUUUUAAAGGAACAGCAACAAAGUGAUGACCCGGUGCCAAGUGCCAGCUUUCCUUAUUCAUCAGAUUCAAGAAGAAUUGGAUAAAGAAGAAGAAGAGAUGAUGGUUUUCCUGUGCCGAGACCUUGCUCCUGACUUGGCCUCUGCUGAUCUUAAAGAGAUCUUGGUGGCUUUGAAUGAGAGAGAGAAACUGACUCCUGUUGGCUUGUCUGAGCUAUUGUACAGAGUUAAGAGGUUUGACUUGCUGAGGAGGAUCCUGAACACAGAGAAAGCAACAGUGGAAGCUCACCUUGCCAGGAGUCUCAGACUUAUCCCUGAUUACAGGGUACUAAUGGUAGAGAUAAAUGAAAAUCUGGAAAAAGAUGAAGUGGGUUCUCUUGGUUUUCUACUCAGAGAUUAUGCACCUCGUAUGAAAAUGGCAAAAGAUAAGAGUUUUCUAGCUCUUAUAAUUGAGCUGGAGAAGCUAAAUUUGGUGGCUCCUAAUCAACUGGAUUUGAUAGAGAACUGUUUUCAAAGUAUUCACAGGAUAGAUUUGAUUAGGAAGAUUCACAAGUACAAACAUGAAGCUUCAGUGUCCUCUGUUCAUUCUCAGCCAGUUUAUAUAAAUGCUCAUCAGGCCUCUCUCCCUAAUUUCAAUCUGAUUGAUCCUCCUUAUCAUUCAGGGAUUCAGAAUAAGAACACAGAAAAAUUACAAAAUGGAUCAAGUCUUACUCUGGCUGCAGCAGAACAACUUCACAUGUCCAUUGAGGAGUCAGGAUCAGUGCCACAUAAGAUGUCUGAUGAUUCCUACAGAAUGCAAAGUCAACCUUUAGGAAUAUGCCUGAUAAUAGAUUGUAUUGGCAAUGACACUGAUGUGUUGGAAGAGACCUUCAGAGGCUUAGGCUAUGAUGUUCAUUGUCACAGAUAUUUAAAUAUGAACUCCAUGAAUCAAACAUUGCUUGAAGUUGCAAGGUGGCAGAAACACAAAAAUUGUGACAGCUUCGUUUGCAUAUUGGUCAGCCGUGGAAACUCCCAGAGCAUCUUCUGUACAGACCACACCUUUUCUGGAUUCCCUUUGGAACAAAUAAAGAAAUACUUUACAGCAGACUCAUGUCCUGGACUCCUAGGAAAACCGAAGCUUUUUUUUAUUCAGAGCUACGUUGUGCCAGAAAAUGAGCAAGAAUGUACCAGUCUGUUGGAAGUCGAUGGGAAUGCUGAGAAUAUCAGAGCUAAAGUCACUAUUCCCCAUACAGCAGACAUCUUUUGGAGUCAUUGCAAGGUGGAUGUGUCUACACUGGAACAAUCCCCAACUUCACCCUCAUAUUAUCUGCGUUGUCUGGCUGAGCUACUCCGUAAUCCUUAUAAAAGGAAACUCUGUAUAUUGGCUAUCCAUAUGGAACUGAACAAAAAAGUUUAUGAUGGGAAUAUGACCAUUGACCCAAGCCAACAAUACUCACUGCUGCUCCAGCAUACACUGAGGAAGAAACUUUUUUUCCCACUUGACUGCUGUUAGAAAGUACAUAUCUAAAAUUAUUAACAAGAAGCAUUUGCUAUCAUACAGAUUAAUGCAUACUUUUAUUUAUGCAUUUAUUGCAUUUCAUGUGUAUCUAAAGUGCCUGUUGCUUCCAAACACAGGAAUUUACAAGCAUUUUAAUGUGCUAAGACACUAGAUUUUGUAUUUUAAUAUCGUAGUCUCUGAAAGCUUGGAUGAGAAUGGUAGCUAUUGUAUAGCAGUGUAGCAUAUCUUGUUACUGAAUACCUGAGGUAAACAGAGUGUAAAGAGAUUUAAACUGUAUAGCUGUUGGGUUUUCCAAGAAAAAGCAGAAGUGUUUUUAUUGCUUCAUUGGUUGUUUUCAACAUAACCUCCUAGCAGUUAAUACUUAAACAAAUAUAAGCCAGCCCAAACCACUGAAACACACUGAUUACUUUCUCCUGCACCUAGUAGUGGCAAAUGUCUCAGCAUGCCUACCCAGUAAUGCCAGAUCUCUGCUAACAAGUUGUGGCUUGCAUGCCUCUAUAGACUGGCAAAACAGAAGGGAGAGAGAGAUGGUCUUUUCAGUAAUCUGGAUUCCAUCUGUUUGCUGCAUUAAAGAUUGCAAUAUUAGAACUGUCUACUGCUCACAGGAGUUCUGUGUUAAUAAAUGAGACAGUCUGCCAUGGUUUGGGCCAAGUAUGUUUUCUGCUGAUGCAAAAAUGAGUGUACAUGUGACAGGACAUUACAGUAAUCUGCCGCACAGUUUAAAAAAUAUGGGAUUUUGGCAGAUGUCUUGUGGAAGCUGAAACAUGAUUCACACUCAUUGUACCAGGCGUAGUUGUAAAAAGAUAACUUCAAAAUAUUUCAAUUUAAAUGUAGUAUGUAGCAGCCAUGGACCUUUAAGACUGGGUUAUGUUAAACACCUACCCUUACUGCUUUUGCUUAUGAAAAAGAAUAUGCCAAGAGCUCUUGUUCUUGUGGAAAAAAAAAAAGGAAAAUUGUCUUAAAUACAAAAAUUUUUCUCCGGUGUAGCAGUUGCCUAACUAAAAGUUAACUGCCUUAAACUUCAGCUAGCUUACUUGUAUAACAGUGUAACCUGGAUGGGUUGUAUUGAAGUUUAUUGUCACUGAACUUAGUGACAAUAAAGUAGGCCACUUUAAACAUUUAAUUUUUACUCCUUAUACUCCUAUGCAGGAAAAUAAUUCAAGGUCCUGGUGUGUUCUGCUUGGUUUCUGUUUAAAUUUUUAAUGGAAAAAGAGAAGGAUACAAAAUGACAGAUGUGGAAUUUUAGAAGUUACUUCUUGUGGUGGCUGGUAAAUGAACUAAAUGGUGAAACAAACGUUUCCUGUGGUUGUAGAAAUAAGGUGUCAUGCCAAAUUACAUAUAUCUAAGUAAUAUUAAUAUAUGUGAAGUAAUAUUAAUAUAUGUGAUCUUCUUCACAGAUUAACUUCACUUUCCAAUUUCCUUUACUAGCUUUUGCAUUUGAAAAGCACUUCUGCUACCCUAUAGACAACCAAAAGCAGGGAGAGUGGAACCAAGAGGAGGCAGAUGAGGAAAAGAAGUGUGGAAAUUUUAAGCAGGAACAAGAAGGGAAAUGGUAGGGAGCAUCAAGAGAAGAACAAGUAGGGGAAAGACGAUUUGGAGGAGAAAUACAAUAUUAAUAUUGGAAGGAGAAGAAAACAGGAAAAAGGAAGUAAGAAUAAUAGUGGCUGUCUUUACAGACUAAUGAUGUGGUGAGUUGGUUGAUGUUUUGUGGGCUGGUUGGUUGCGGGGUUUAGAGUGAUGCUAAAUGCAACUAUUUACUUAAAAUAUUAGCAGUGGAAUAUAUUCUGCUUUUACAGUUUUGUGACAAGUUUGGUUUGGGGGUUAAGAAGUAUAUAUGUUCUUUGCCUUACUGCAAGACGGUAAGUAAAGUCCAUGUGGCUUUCAUUAAGAUACUAUGCAGAAAUGCUGUUUUGAAAAGUAGAGGCUCAUAUAAUCAACCCUUUCAGUGGAAAAGGAAGGGACUCUCUUCGUGUGUGGCUGCUGACGCUGUUGAGUUAGGGACAGAAAGAAAGAUCCCCAUUUUCAGGUGGCUCAGAAGGCUCAAGAAUAAUCUUUAUUAGCAAGAAGUAGCGAACUUUAUAGUCUCACUUGCUAAGUGGGACCGGAUUGGGCUCAAAGUAGGAACAUCUCACACUAUGCUCUAUGAAUAACACGCUGUGAAGAACCAUAACUAUAAACAGAAAGAGAGAUAAUAAUUGUUUGAAUUCUCUCAUCCAAGAUUCCCAGGCUCAGCCUGGGAGAAGUUGUCUCUGUUCUUUCUUUGACUGAACUGAGAAUAUCCACAGGUUGCUUGGUUGGAAGUGGUUAUAACCCUCUAGAGUUGUGGGGACAGACAUAUAUUGUGCAGCAUUCAUGGAUGUCAGAUACUGAUUUUUUACACUGAUCCUCAGUAGAUUCUUAAACCAUAGCCAUACGCAAUCUAUAAUUGUACAUCUAAGCAGUAUUUAUUGCCUUGACACCUCUUUCAGAUGUAGCAUUCAGGCAGGCUGAUUCCCUGUACCUGUUGCAUAGUGAGUCUUUGUGCAGGACUUCUGUGAUGGCAGUUGUCCAUUGCUUCUCCCAUAGCUUAUAGAAUAGAAUCCUAGAAUAUGCUGUGUUAGAAGGGACCCAUCAGGGUCACUGAGACCAACUCCUGGCUCUGCAUAGGAUACCCCAAGAAUCCCACCAUGUGCCUGAGAGUGUUGUCCAAAAGCUUCUUGAGCUCUGUCAGGGUUGGUUCUGUGACGACUUCGCUGGGGAGCCUGUUCCAGUGCCCAGCCACCCUCUGGAUGAAGAACCUCUUCCUAAAAUCUACCCUAACCCUCCACUGCCACAGUUUCAUUUCUCAAGUCCUGUCAGUGGUCACCAGAGACAAGCAGUUGAUACCUCUGCCCCUCUGCUUCCCCUCAUGAGGAUGUUGAAGACUGCAAUGAGGUCUCCCCUCAGUCUCCUCUUCUCCAGGCUGAACAAACCAAGUGACCUCAACCCCUCCUCAGAGGGCCUUUUCUCCAAAACCCUUACCAGGUUUCUGUGUCCCUCUGUACACAUGAUGGGGACUGUCUCUUCUUGCCGUAGUGCACACAUAAAAUUUGAGUCUAGAAAUGGAUGCAGGGUGUGGACUGCAUCAAGUUGUCCCUGUAUUACAGCUAGUGAAAUUAUUUCAGGUUAAAUGAUCCUUUAGCCAAAAGAAAAGGGGGAAGAGAAUCUUGGAUCCAUCAUGAGUUUAGGGUGUUAGCACAGGAGCAUAGAUAGUGACGUGCUGGUGAAAUUUCAUGGUCUUGGACUGCCAAAAUGUCUAGUUUUCAGAACCUAUUAUUGAAGGAGAUAAAACAAGUUAUGCUGCUCCUGCAUUGUCAGAGGCUGGAAUAAGGCUGUCAGAGUCACUGCUCUGGCACUUAAUUAUGGUUUUGAUUUCUGAUAACUGGAAAAAAAUUUCUUGUAGUUCUGUAUAUGCUCUAUAUAUGGACAGUGAUGCCUUUAAGUGGCUCGGAAGGUGUUCUCAUGAGGCAAGACACUCAGUGGUGUUUUGUACCUGACUUGAGUUGCAUGUUUUUUUCUCAGCCACCUACACUGAUGUGGCUGAGCCAUAAAUUGAGUUUACUUUGCACUGUUACAUAUUUGUGUACUACAGUGGUUGUCAGCUCAUUAUCCAGAAUAGAAGUUAUGUUCAAGAGGAUGUUACUGUGCUAGCACUUGUAGAUGGAGUAUGUUGUAUGGCUGAUCUCCCCUUUCAACUCUGCAUAAGAAGUAACACUGGCUCCUAUUACAGGUACCUGAAUCAGAGAAGCUUUUUAUGGGAGUUUCUGAGAAUUCUUUUCUGCUUUCCAGAGUUUUAAGUUUCUGACAUGCAGAACAGUGUUGCUGAGAAGAGGCUGCUGUCUGUGUGGAUGAUGUAUAUUCAAUUUAAAUUAAAUCUCCUGUACUGAAUUAUUUGACAGCUUUUCUGUGGCUGGUUUAAAUAAUGUCUAUUUUUCAGCUUCUUUAUUAGAAAUAAGACACUAUAAUUGGAUACAAAUGCUGGGUUUCAUGCUGAUAUUCUGAAUAAAAUUUCUGUAUGCA
Messenger RNA from Pyrgilauda ruficollis (rufous-necked snowfinch), 6512 nucleotides. It is a transcript of the gene CFLAR, whose product is annotated as CASP8 and FADD like apoptosis regulator. Gene Ontology annotation, molecular function: protein binding; cysteine-type endopeptidase activity. The record is from RefSeq and is a predicted model, not a curated record. Lineage: Eukaryota; Metazoa; Chordata; Aves; Passeriformes; Passeridae. The coding region runs from base 1005 to 2468 and encodes 487 amino acids. Gene Ontology annotation, biological process: proteolysis; negative regulation of extrinsic apoptotic signaling pathway via death domain receptors. The transcript has 11 exons.